Messenger RNA from Parasteatoda tepidariorum (common house spider), 2291 nucleotides. RefSeq names its product dual specificity protein kinase monopolar spindle 1 (gene Mps1). The record is from RefSeq and is a predicted model, not a curated record. Gene Ontology annotation, molecular function: protein serine/threonine kinase activity; protein serine/threonine/tyrosine kinase activity; ATP binding. Gene Ontology annotation, cellular component: nucleus; kinetochore. Lineage: Eukaryota; Metazoa; Arthropoda; Arachnida; Araneae; Theridiidae. Gene Ontology annotation, biological process: meiotic spindle assembly checkpoint signaling; chromosome segregation; protein localization to kinetochore.
UUUUGAAAUUAUUUGUGGCAACAAACCAAUACUGGGAAAUUUAAAAACAAAUAUGUUUGACAGACAAAAGGUUCCUUUCGUUAGUGUUUUGUUUUAAUUUAUUCUUUUAAAAAAGACGUAAAAAAUAAAAUACAUGAUAAAUGUAGCUAAAAAAUGGAAAAUAAAAUAAAUUUGCUUAACCAUGAGUCUGCUCCAUCAUACAUAAUGGCCAAAAAAGAAACUUCGUCGUCCUCUGACUUUUUUUCCUCUGUAACACACCCAUCUGAUCGUGCACGAAUUAAAGAGGAUAUUUAUAAAAGAAUAAGAAGCGGUAACGAUAUAUUGUGUCAAAUUCCAACUUAUAUAGAUCCGAACGUACAAUUCAGUGAUGAUGAUGAAGAAGAGACUCAAGAAGAAGUUAAAACAGAAAAAUCACCCGAAGUUGUAAAGACGCCUGAAUUCGUGUCUAAAGCGUCAAAUGCUUUAGGAAUAAGAAGGGGAGGAAUGAAUUUCAAAACUGUCGAUUCUACUCCUUGGAAACCAGCUCCUCGGCAAUCUUUCUCCACUUGCAAACCUUCAGCAUUCAGAAGUAAUAUAGAUAUCCAAUGUUUGUUGCCUCAGAGUGAAAAUAAAGCAUCCAGGUUUGCAAAAGUUAUUCCAGAUAAGUCUGUGAAGAUGAAUUUGAUGGCACAAUCAGAAUUUAAAAUACCAGCUGAAACGGGCGCUCGUAGGAAAAAAUUGUCCACAAUUUCUGAUGAUGAAGUUAUAAUAGUGAAUGGGAAAUGUUAUAGUGUUCUGUCCCUUCUGGGAUCAGGUGGAUCUUGCAAGGUGUUUUCAGCGUUUGAUGAACAGAAGAAUUUAAUAGCUGUUAAAUGUGUAAAACUAAAAAACACAGAUCCUUCAAUUCGAGAAGGAUAUCGUAAAGAAAUUGAGUAUCUUAAGAAAUUGCAGGGUUCAAACCGAGUCAUCAAAAUGUAUGACUACGAAUAUCGAGAAGAUGAGUUAUUUUUGGUCUUAGAAAGGGGAGAUAUUGAUUUUGCCAAGUACAUUUCCAAUGAAGCAAAAUUAAAACGUUUAUCUCCUAUAAUGAUAAAAUUUUAUUGGCAACAGAUGCUAGAAGCUGUUGCAGACAUCCAUAAAUAUGGAAUUGUGCACUCAGAUUUAAAACCAGCAAAUUUCUUACUCGUAGAAGGAAAUCUAAAGCUCAUAGAUUUUGGUAUAGCAGCAUUAGUUCCUGAUGACAAAACCAGCACUUUUCGAGACACCCAAGUUGGCACUUUAAACUAUAUGUCUCCAGAAGCGAUCACUCAAAUGUCUACUCCUGAUGCCAAGCAAGCAUUAUUUAAAGUCGGCGUCAAGUCGGACGUGUGGUCUUUGGGAUGCAUUCUGUAUAACUUAGUUUACGGUCACACGCCCUUUCAUAACCUUAAAAACCUGAUGCAGAAGAUCAAUGCAAUUAUGAAUCCCAGUUACGAGAUUGUUUUCCAACCUUUGAAUGAUAAAAACCUUGUAGAUGUCAUGAAGCAAUGUUUAAAAAGAAAUCUUAAAGAGAGAGCAUCAGUUGAACAACUCUUACGUCAUCCUUAUCUAACAGAAGAUAAAACUUCUGCAUCAAACAGUCAACUCAUGAAUGUGAUGGAACAAAUGCAGGUGUUAACUCCUAGAAGAAUGAGUUAUAUCACAAAAAUGGUACAAGAACUGUCUGCUAACAAAGAAAAUUGAUUCUUUUAUCUACAAUAAGCUUUCCAUAAAACUGUGUUUAUAAAUCAAGUUUUUGAUAGUAGAUUGAAAAGUACUUGAUCUUUCAAACUUUAUUUUUAAAAUACAUAACAAUUUUUAAAGUUUUUGACUUCUAACCAACUGCAAGUAGAUUAUGAUUUUUAAAUUGAGCAAAAUUAAAUAAUCUUUUUAGUUUAAUUCUCUAUGGCUAUUGCUAAAAUAUUGAGAAAAAUUUCUUUAAAAAUUAUCAACUUUUAAGUAUGUAUUAUAAUGUGUAAUAUAAAAAUAUGCUAGCCUUUAUGUGCAACUUAUAUGUAUAUAUAUAACUUAUAAUUAUGUCUAUUCUGGAAUCCUGUUUCCUUUAUGCUGCUAAAAUCCUUUAUGUGCAACUUAUAUGCAUUUUGUAAUUAUGUCUAUUUUAGAACCCUAUUUUCUUUAUGCUGCUUUAUCAAUUAGACUUCUCCCAUAAAUAAGAAAAGUAAUAGCUUUAUAUGUUAUUAGAUUGAAAAAAAAAUUUAAUACUUGUUCUUUUAUAUUAAUAUUUUCAUAUACAACAAUUUUCAUGAUAUUUUGUUAAUAAAGACAUUUUGCAU